This is a messenger RNA of Zerene cesonia (dogface butterfly), 1267 nucleotides long. RefSeq names its product peptidyl-prolyl cis-trans isomerase NIMA-interacting 4. Gene Ontology annotation, molecular function: DNA binding; peptidyl-prolyl cis-trans isomerase activity. Gene Ontology annotation, biological process: rRNA processing. The transcript is spliced from 2 exons. Bases 265 to 669 code for a protein of 134 amino acids. NCBI's taxonomy places the organism in Eukaryota, Metazoa, Arthropoda, Insecta, Lepidoptera, Pieridae. The record is from RefSeq and is a predicted model, not a curated record.
UCAUUUUCAAAGGUUGACGUGAUCUGUCAUUGGAAUUUGCAAACUAAAAUACUUACUUUUUACUAAAUCAAUUAUAUUAUUCUGUAUUUGUGGUGAUUUCUUAGGCUCUUCAUUUUGCUAUUGGCAAAUUAAAACUAUCUAUUCCAAAUACAAAUUUUUUUUAGGUUAAAAAAUUAACAUUCUUUUGUUAUCACCCUUUGAAGAAAAACAUUUUUCUACAUGGUCUAGAGGUUUUUUCCUAUACUUGGGACGAAAAAAUUUAAUAUGCCACCUAAAAAGCAACCCGACAAAGGUGGUAAAGGCGGCGGUGCAGCUAAAAGUGGUGGUAAACCGGGCGGUGAUGCAAAAGAAUCAGCCGGCAAAGAAAAAAAAGGUGGUACAGCUGUCAAAGUACGUCACAUAUUAUGCGAAAAACAAUCAAAAUGUUUGGAAGCAUUGGAAAAAUUGAAAGCCGGUCAGAAGUUCCCUGAUGUAGCCGCUGCUUACAGCGAGGACAAAGCGCGUCAGGGCGGUGACCUCGGCUGGAUGACGCGCGGCUCCAUGGUGGGACCUUUUCAGGAUGCUGCAUUUGCAUUACCAAUAUCUUCUGUGACGAAUCCUGUCUACACAGAUCCACCUAUUAAAACGAAGUUUGGCUAUCACAUUAUUAUGGUAGAAGGCAAAAAAUGAGUGACACAGUGUUUGAGUUUGAAUAUUUCUGGGCGAUCCUUUUGUUAUUUAUAAUGGAGAGAAUUUGUUGUCUCCAAGAACAAUUUGAUAAGGAUUUUUCAUUGCUACCUGAUCCACAACGAUCCCUUGACUCACUUGUUUCUAAUAUUGAAGAUUUUGCAAAUAGAGAGUAAGCUUUUGUAAUAUUUUUAUAAAUGUAUGAUAUUUUAAUUAUAUGUAUAUUGACUGAAAAGUCUUGGGCUUGAUCCCUAUUCGAGACUGAUAAAGCAUUUGUUCAUAGUGCAGAUGAAUAAUAUGGAUUAUAUAACAUCAAACAAUUAUUUAUAGAUACCUUACUAUACCAUAUAGACUUUUUAUAACAAUAUUAAUUUUUUGUUGUUUUCAGUUCUGGAUUAAAACUUAGUUUUCUAAGGCUUUAUCGGUUAAUGCAUAUAACAAUGUUGCUCACUUUGGUAUAUUUUUGCAAUGUGUGCCUUUGGUUCAUCAUGAUCAAGAAAGUUCCAACUCGAACCCUCAAGUAUAGAUUUAAAUUAUCGUUUCCAUCAUAAUGCUUUUCAGGAUAUAAUGGAAAUAGUCUGAAAUAAAUCUGUUUGUUACA